AACUAUUUAACUAGCGGGGGAGACAACAACAAACCCCAAAGAUGGGCAACUCUCAAACCUCACCGCCCAAUAUCGAUUCGUGUAACUAACUAUUUAUUUACCAGUACAAAGAAAACGAGAAUUACAGCUAGCAGUGCCAGCUCUUCAAAUACAAUAUUUAAUACCAUUAUUAGCGAUUUCCUCUGGUUUAUACAACUUGUGCCUGAAUUCUUCUUGUUGUGUACUCCGAACCCCCGCCUCCAAAGUGUCCUCCACCGUAUGUGUGUGUAGCUUCCUCUGGACUUUAUCUUCAAAACUGCUUCUCUUGUCGCCAUCGCGCCUUAUUUAACCCCGACUAACCAAAGCCUUGCACAUCUUCAUACAAAGCCCCCCCCCCCCGGCCUCGAGAACCCAUUUACGGCCUCGAGAACUUACCAUCCAUGCUCCAAAUCCCCAUCAGGGAAUCCGAUAUGGCUUCCACAAAGGCCGUCAUCCUUGUGGGCGGGCCUUCGAGAGGCACCAGAUUUAGGCCUUUGUCCCUUGAUGUUCCAAAGCCGUUAUUUGAAGUCGCUGGCCACCCCAUCAUCUGGCACUGCUUAAGAGCUGUUGCCAAAGUCCCUGGCAUUCGAGAAGUCAUCCUUGUAGGCUACUACGACGAAACUGUUUUCCGGGAUUUCAUCAAGGAUUCCACCAAGGAAUUCCCCCAAUUCCGCAUCCAAUAUCUUCGAGAAUAUCAGGCCUUGGGCACCGCGGGAGGCCUCUACCACUUCCGAGAUGCCAUUUUGAAGGGCCGCCCAGAGCGCUUUUUUGUCCUCAAUGCAGAUGUCUGCUGCUCGUUCCCGCUUGGGGAGAUGCUCAAGCUGUUCGAAGAGAAGGAUGCAGAGGCGGUUAUAUUAGGAACUCGAGUGAGCAAUGAUGCCGCCACCAACUUUGGCUGCAUCGUGUCCGAUAGCCAUUCCAAACGCGUACUACACUACGUCGAAAAGCCUGAAUCCCAUAUCUCCAACCUAAUCAACUGCGGUGUCUACCUCUUCGCCACAGAGUGCAUAUUCCCCUCCAUCCGCAGCGCAAUCAAGCGACGCACCGCGCGGCCCCGCCUCCUCUCUUACCCAUCUUCCGACAACCUCGAAACCUACCACGUCGUCAACCAAGAUGAAGAGGGCGAGAAACCGGAAGUCCUCCGACUCGAACAAGAUAUUCUCUCUGACCUCGCAGAUAGCAACCGCUUCUUCGUACACGAGACCAAAGACUUCUGGCGCCAGAUCAAAACCGCCGGUUCCGCUGUGCCUGCCAACGCUCUAUACCUCCAAAAGGCGUUCCAGUCACAAUCCGAAGAAAUCGCCACGCCCUCGGCGAACAUUGUACCACCCGUCUACAUCCACCCAACCGCCACCGUCGAUCCAACCGCCAAACUGGGACCUAAUGUCUCCAUUGGGGCCCGCGCUGUCAUUGGCGCUGGUGUUCGCAUCAAAGAAUCUAUCGUCCUCGAAGAUGUAGAGAUUAAACAUGAUGCGUGUGUCCUGUACUCGAUAAUCGGAUGGAGCAGUCGGGUGGGGGCAUGGGCCCGAGUAGAAGGCACGCCAACGCCUGUCGGGAGCCAUUCGACAACGAUCGUUAAGAACGGUGUGAAGGUGCAGAGUAUUACGAUUUUGGGCAAGGAGUGUGGUGUUGGUGAUGAGGUGCGGGUGCAGAAUUGCGUCUGCCUGCCGUACAAGGAGUUAAAGAGGGACGUCGCCAAUGAAGUCAUCAUGUAAAGCGAUCUAACCCAUCCAUUCAGUGUCUUAUGCUGUAUCUAUGCCCCCCUUUUUGUUAUGGCCCUCCAUAUACUCCCUCCCAUUUUAGAUAAAUAUUUUCCAGUCCAAACGUGAAAAUGUGCGAGAAAAUGCCUCUUUUUGUUUUGUUCUGCUUAAUCAGUGCUAUAAUUUAUUUAUUUAUUUUAAACUCAUCAUCUGAAGUCCGCUGUAAACAUACGUCCCUGGUCGCGCAGAAUUAUUCUGAUAUUUAUGCAUUGGCUUCCCUAGCGCAUCGGCAUCCCGGAGCUUCCAUUCGUAUUCGCUGUCAAUUAGCCGAUUCUUCAUGCUCCAACGGACUCCUCCAAGAAAGUAUGAUGCGGGAGGAGGAUCAUAUGGCUUCCAGACCAACGAUUUGAGUGUGAAGUGGAAGCCGAAGAAAAAGCUACAUUGUAUUGUUUUUGAUGACUAUCCGUUCAACAAAUCCUUUCUCAACUUCAAAUCAUAACGUACCCGAAGGCGCAGAACUAGUUACUAUAUCAUCUUUCAUAAGGUAACAGAGAGUCAAGAUGCUCUCUACUCUUAACCGCCUCCCCAUCCCCUCUCCUUCCACCGUGCGACUCCCCGAUCCCAAGCACGCGUACCUCCGCUCUCCUCCUCCUCGGCAUCCUACCUAUCGCCGCGGGGAAGGAGGGAAACUGGUUAUGUUGGAGAGUGUGGUGGUUGGGAGGUGGCUGCAUGCGCUUUUGGCUGGGUGGUUGGUUGUCAAGUUGUCAAGGGGACCAGGGCUAUUACAGUGUGAUCCACGGCAGAUUGAUUGACUGGUGGCAGCCAGGGAUUCAGGUUCUUUUUUUUUUUCCCUUUACAGGAUUUUGUUAGCUGUUAGCGGGAGGUUGUUUUGUUACGAGUAAUUUUAUUUUCCCUUUUAUAUAUACCCCUUUAUCUCUUCUAUUUUAUCAAUGUUCAUUCGGCACUUAGCAUUUAUACAUAGACAAGCAAGCACAUGCAUGAAGGAAAUCCAUGUCACUUAAGAAUGGAGGUAUAUCCAUCCAAAAGAACAACAAAAUACUAGAGUAUCAGCAUGUCCCCAUGCACAACGACCGCUAUAUAUACAUGUAUAUAUUACACGGGUUUAAUAACG
Blastomyces dermatitidis ER-3 is the source of this 2850-nucleotide messenger RNA. Its product is annotated as mannose-1-phosphate guanylyltransferase. The transcript has 5 exons. The coding region runs from base 420 to 1733 and encodes 437 amino acids. Gene Ontology annotation, cellular component: cytoplasm. Gene Ontology annotation, biological process: biosynthetic process. The record is from RefSeq and is a predicted model, not a curated record. Lineage: Eukaryota; Fungi; Ascomycota; Eurotiomycetes; Onygenales; Ajellomycetaceae. Gene Ontology annotation, molecular function: transferase activity.